Molecule: messenger RNA, 933 nt
Organism: Ailuropoda melanoleuca (giant panda)
Lineage: Eukaryota; Metazoa; Chordata; Mammalia; Carnivora; Ursidae
Product: olfactory receptor 2J3-like
Biological process (GO): G protein-coupled receptor signaling pathway
Cellular component (GO): membrane
Molecular function (GO): olfactory receptor activity; G protein-coupled receptor activity
Source: RefSeq, a predicted model, not a curated record
AUGAUGAGGGAAAAUGCAAGUUCUGAAGGCUACUUCGUUCUACUGGGUUUUUCCAAGUGGCCUCAUCUGGAAGGAGUUCUCUCUGUGGUUCUCUUGAUGUUCUACUUGAUGACAUUGAUAGGCAACCUGUUUAUCACUAUCUUGUCAUACCUGGACGCCCAUCUCCACACUCCCAUGUACUUCUUCCUCUCAAACCUCUCCUUUCUGGAUCUCUGCUACACCACCAGCUCCAUCCCUCAGAUGCUGGUCAACCUCUGGGGCCCAGAAAAGACCAUCUCCUACACCGGUUGCAUGAUUCAACUUUACUUUGUCCUUGCACUGGGAACCACAGAGUGUGUCCUCCUGGUGGUGAUGUCCUAUGACCGUUAUGCAGCUGUCUGUAGACCCUUGCAUUAUGCUGUCCUCAUGAACCCUCGUUUCUGCCACCUGUUGGCUGUGGCUUCCUGGGUCAGUGGCUUCACCACCUCAGCGCUUCAUUCUUCCUUUACCUUCUGGGUACCCCUAUGUGGACAUCGCCGAGUGGACCAUUUCUUCUGUGAAGUCCCAGCACUGCUGCGAUUACCGUGUGUUGAUACCCGUGUUAUUGAGCUGACCCUCCUGAUCACGAGCUCCAUUUCUGUUCUCAUACUCACCCUCCUUCUCAGCUCAUAUGCUGCCAUUGCCCGGGCUGUGCUGAGGAUGCAGUCAACAGCCGGACUUCAGAGAGCCUUUGGGACAUGUGGAGCCCAUCUUACGGUUGUGUCCCUCUUUUUCAUUCCAGUCGUCUGCAUAUAUCUGCAGCCACCAUCAGGAAAGUCUCAAGAUCAAGGCAAGUUCAUUGCCCUCUUUUAUACUGUUGUCACACCUAGCCUCAACCCUCUAAUCUACACUCUGAGAAACAAAGAUGUAAGAGGGGCAGUAAGGAGACUCGUAGGGCGGGAGAGGGAGAUGUGA